AUGCGGAUUCUUCUUUCAAAACUUCCCCGGCCGUGGAUAGUUGAUGAGAAAAAGGACGAUGGGUAUACAGCCCUUCAUCUUGCUGCCCUCAAUAACCAUGUUGAAGUCGCCGAAUUAUUGGCUCGAGUUGGCAAAGCUGACCUGGAUCUUCAGAAUGUCAAUUUGCAGACUGCGCUACAUCUUGCCGUGGAGCGUCAGCAUACUCAAAUCGUUCGAUUGCUGGUACGAGAGGGUGCGAAUGUUAACGUCGCUGAUAAGGACGGCGAUACACCUCUUCACGAAGCACUGCGUCAUCAUACGCUAUCACAGCUACGGCAAUUGCAAGAUGUCAAGGAUGUAGGACGACUAUUAAUGGGUCUCGGUUCACAAGGACAAGAUAAGAAGAGCAGCUCUUUUAUCGCUUGUUUUCUAGCAGCUCAUGGCGCUGAUCUUGAGCUCAAAAACAAAAAGGGACAAACUCCACUCGAUCUUUGUCCUGAUCCCAAUCUUUGCAAGACUCUUACAAAUUGUCACAAAAACAAGGAGUCGCACGAUAUCGAGACAAUGACACACGCCCAGACAAUCGAUGAAUGCUUGGUUUGCUCGGACGCGAAAAGAGAAAUGUUAUUUAAUCCUUGUGGUCACGUCGUCUGCUGCAAUGCCUGCGCGCCGAGGGUCAAAAAAUGUUUAAUUUGCCGUGAAAAUGUUGUGUCACGAGUUAAAAUUGAAGAAUGCGUGGUUUGUUCCGAUCGCAAAGCUGGCAUUCUAUUCCGUCCAUGCGGUCAUAUGUGUGCCUGUGAAAGCUGCGCCACCCUGAUGAAGAAAUGUGUCCAGUGUCGGGCUCAAAUUCAGCACAUGGUACCCUUGUCCAUCUGUUGCGGCGGAGGAGGUGAUAUUUCUUAUAUUAAAGGACAAAAUGCCUCAGGUACGAUAUCGGAAGUUAAAUCUGACGUCGAGGAUGAAUCCGUGCUGCUGAAUACUAAUAAUACUAACACAGAGGCGGUAUUAAUGAAUAACGGUAGUCGAGAUACAUCCCAUAUUGUCACUGAUUGUUGA
Messenger RNA from Cotesia congregata, 1035 nucleotides. The record is from the annotation of a GenBank genome assembly. Lineage: Eukaryota; Metazoa; Arthropoda; Insecta; Hymenoptera; Braconidae.